Messenger RNA from Ceutorhynchus assimilis (cabbage seed weevil), 2556 nucleotides. The record is from the annotation of a GenBank genome assembly. NCBI's taxonomy places the organism in Eukaryota, Metazoa, Arthropoda, Insecta, Coleoptera, Curculionidae.
GUUUAAAUUAGACUGCAACGUAAUGAAGACCUUGCCAAGAACAUUUUUGAUAAAAAUUGUUCUUUUAUUUUAAUGAAGCGCGCUUUAUUCAAACAAGAUUAUUUUGUGAUUUGUUUUGCUGCGAUAAAGAAGGAACGUGUAUACGUUGUGAUAGAAGAUAUUUUAUAAUUUUUGUGUUGUUGUCUUCUUAAAAUUUAAGUCUGCUUACUAUGGAGAUUUUUCUGACGAUAAUGUUUGCUAUAAUAAGGCUGUUGGACAUCAUUUCUGAACCGUUUUUCAAAUGCAGGGCCAAAAAUAAGAAACUGAACUUGCCACCAAUAAGAAAUGACCUUUUAAAAAUAAGUGCCACUGAAUUGGCAAGUAAAAUAAGAAGAAAACAAAUAUCUAGUCUGGACAUAUGUGAAGCCUAUAUUGAGCGUGUCAAAGAAGUCAACCCAACUUUAAAUGCAGUAGUAGAGGAUAGGUUCAAUGAAGCUCUAAAAGAAGCCAAGCAAGUCAAUAGUUAUCUACAGACAACUUCAUUAAGUGAAGCAGAAUUGGAAAAAAUUAAACCUUUAUUAGGAGUUCCAGUUACAAUUAAAGAAGCUUGUGCUGUUAAAGGGAUGACGCAUUGUACAGGUUCUCUAUCGCGUCUUGGCUUCACAGCAGAAAACGAUGCCGAGGCGGUUGCGAAAUUGAAAUGUGCUGGAGCUAUUGUGUUACUUGUUUCCAAUACUCCAGAACUGUGCCUCAGUUGGGAAACGUUCAAUUACAUAACUGGGCGAACUAAUAAUCCUUAUGAUCCUACAUGCACGUCAGGUGGAUCUUCUGGAGGUGAAGGAGCGUUACUAGGCUCCGCAGCAUCACUUAUUGGCAUUGGAUCAGAUGUAGCUGGUUCCAUAAGACUACCAGCACUUUUUUGUGGCGUAUUCGGUCACAAACCUACUUCAAGAAUUAUUUCGAUAAAAGGGCACUGGCCAAUGGGCCAAGACGAUAAAUAUAAUGAUUAUUUAGUUGUUGGUCCUAUGGCUAGAUAUGCUUGCGAUUUGAAGUUGAUGAUGAAAGUUUUGUGUAACGACAAAACCAGUGCUGAGCUUAGAUUAAAUGAAUCAGUUGACUUAACUAAGCUGAACGUUUUCUUUAUUGAAGACAUAAGAAGUUCAGUAAUACAACCGUAUACUUCACAAGACAUAAAGGGGGUUAUUGAAAAGUCUGUGAAACAUUUGAAGGAAUUUUAUGGAUCUACUAUCAAAGAUUACAAGUUCAAGAGCUUUGAUAAUAGUUGGAUAGUUUGUAAUAAGGAAAUUACUGGAAUUGAAGAUACACCAUAUCCGUUUAAAUGGGAGGCAUGCGGUGAUUGUUUUGACUUAUUUAAAUCUCCUUUUGGUAAGUCAAGAUACACCUGGAAUUUAUGGUAUUUUUAUAUCUUGGAUAAAUUGUAUAAACUGAUUGUAAGCGAUUAUUCAGUGGAGAAUGAAAAAAUGAAAAAGGAAGUGGUUGAAAAGUUAGACAACAAUGGAGUCAUCAUUCUUCCAACUUUCAUAGACUCGGCUUGCAAGCACAAUCAAAUGAACUUCAAAGUUAGUUAUUCUCAUCUUAGCAUAGCAAAUGCUCUAGGGUUACCUGCCACAUCGGUUCCUUGUGGAUUUGAUAAGGAAGGAAUGCCUAUUGGGGUUCAGGUAUUAGCAGCACCUCACCAAGAUAGACUGUGCUUAGCUGUUGCUGAAGCUUUGGAACGAUAUUUUGGUGGUUGGAUAGAACCACCAGAAUAAUAAUUAGUUUCAAUGAAUUAUAUUUACUUUUUUUUUUAUUUUAAUUUUUGGCAUUGUGAAUAUUGUUUACACCUAAAUAGAACUUCUCCAUUACUAUUUUUCUUAUCAAAGACAAAAAAGGUUACCAUCGUUUAUCGUUUAUAAAAUAGUCGCUACUUCAGGUUAUAAAUUGAUUACAAUUCCUCUAUCAAAACCAAUAACAGUCUUCUGGAGUAGCUUCACACCACAGAUUUAGAAAUCCUGAACCUUAGCAGCCUACCGAUCUCUGUUAUAGACGUAGACAAGAGGUGAUAGACUUGACGUUGGGCUCACUCUCCAUAUAAAAUACACACCAGCCGAUACAACAUUAUCUAAUAUUAGUAAAAUAUGCAAGGUACUUGGCAUCAGCGGCUUUACGUAGAGAUCAUUUUUCACAUAGUACAAUUUUUUUCAAAUAAUUUCCUUAAGUAUGACACACUUUUAUCUAUUGAUAUAUUUUUUAAAUAAAACUAAACAUCUGAUUGAUUAUAAACUUAUCUAUUACCAUUUUAGAAUAAUUGCAAAUUCAAAUCUUAUGUAUCCUCACUAUAAUUUAUAGCUAAAGAAUCUCCGUGCCCUUCUUUACACAACUCCGCAUUUUUCGAAUACAAACUACUAUCCGUAUAAUUAUAAACCUUCAAAAACGUUACAAAAUAACCACAACUAGCUGGUAUAUUUUUUAUUGUUACUGAACUAUUCGUAGCCAAAAACGUAAAAUUAUUACCAUCUUUUAGCAAAUCACCUGAUGCAGUACAAUUGCUUUCCAUAGAACAAUCCAACGCGAUGU